GGUGUGCAUCUUUGUCUGUGAGGGUUCUUUGUGUAUUUAUCAAAAGCCAGCUGCCACUCGGCAAAAUUGCAUGGGUGUGGGCAGGGGGGCAUAUCUAAGUUCCAAGAAAAACACAUUGUACGUGUUUCCUGUCAGGAACCUGCUUUCUGAGGCCAGGGACAGAGAGAAAUAAGGGCGGGCAGGCGAAAUGUACUGGAGCUGUGGUUCUGUCUCUUGGGAUUUUACCUAAAGUGAUUUAGAAAUAUCGUCUACAAACUCUACACAGUUUUUUUUUUAAAUUAUGUAAUAAAUUUUAUUUCGAUGGAAGACUUUCAAAGAACCUUGGUCAGCUCUUGUGUAAAAGUUUACUUGUGCACCAAUCCUGAAGAUUCUGUGGAGGAGAGAAGAUCUCUCAGGGAGGAUGUUUUCCCAAGAGUGAGAGACUACUGCCGAUGUGCUCAUGGUUUGGAGUUCAGGGUAAUCGACCCAUAUGAGGGGCUUGAACUGCAGGACGUGUUGGACCCCAGGAGACAGCAGGUCCGGCUGCAGCUGCUGGAGGAUUGCAGGAAGACCUCUGCCGGACCUUUCCUUGUGGCCCUGGUUGGGAGGCAAUAUGGUAGCACAGGCCUCCCUGUGCAGGUGGAGGUCUCUGAGUUCCAGCAAAUUCUGCAGACUGGCCAGCAGAUGGGUAUAGACACCCAGGUCCUGGAACGCUGGUACUGCAGAGAUGAGAACAACGUACCGCCUUCCUUCUGCCUCUUUGACCAUCGCCAUCAUGAUCAGGCAGAGGUAAAAGCCAGCAAAAUUCAUCUGCAAGAUGUGUACCAGGAAAUGAGGAUCAUUUUUCACACCAUUGUGACAAGAUGCAUCCAGGAAGGAAAUAUAACCUCAGAAAAGGCACAGAAAUAUUUCAGAUCAGCUCUUGAUGAAGAACUGCACUUUGCAUUGGAAAAUCGUUCCAAGGAGGACAUUGCAAGAUGCCUCUGCUACGUCUACAAAAUCACCAGGAAGCAAUGCCGAAGAAAGCCCCUUAUAGGCCUUAACCCUAAUCUGAAGGCCUCUUCUGAUGAUCCUCUAAGCAAUCUCCGUGACCACUUCCUGCCUGGUCUUGUCACUUCCUGUCAGCUCCAGGUGUACACUACCACCUCAGUAAGUGAGCUGCAUUCAGGUGACACCACCGAGAUGAGGAGGUGGUACACUGAAGGAUUGUGCCAGCAGCUCUACAAAGAUCUGCUGAACCUCAUCAACUCUACUGCUGCCAGGAAGAGGCAUCGCUUUGAUGAUGCACUUUCUCAGGAGCUUGUGCAGCAGGCCAACCUGUGCCAUAUCUACUCCAGUCUUUACAGAGUCAAUUGUGAAGAGGUCCAGCAUGUCAAAGCCUACCUGCAGCAGAAAGAGACAGAAUAUCCACUCGUCCUCUUCGGGGGGCCUUGUACUGGCAAAACCGUACUUCUGGCUUAUUGCGCCAGUCAAGUGCGUACUUGGCUUGAUGGACCAGACCCUGUGAUGGGUGUUUAUUUUAUAAAUGGUGGCAAUAGUACUAUGGAACAGCUUCUCACCAGUAUAUGUAAUCAGUUAGGUAAAAGCUAUUACCAGCCCCAGCAUCACUUACCAUGGGAUGUCAAUCAACUGAAAAAAGCUUUUACAAACCUGAUGAUCAUGGCCUCUUCAUCAUCACAUCUCUUGGUCCUUAUCUUAGAUGGAUUGGACCAGGUAUCAGGAGCUGAUGGACCUCAGAGUACCUGGUGGCUCCCUGCAUCCCUACCUGUUAACGUCAAGCUCAUCAUUUCCACUGCGCCAAAAAAAUCAGGCACUCUCCAGGCCCUCAAAGCACUUUACCCAGAGUCCUCUCUGUUCCUGGAAGUGAAAUCAAAGGACAGAAGGGACUGUAGCAUAAUGCUAAAAAACCUCCUUUUCUCCUGCAGCAGGAGAAUAACUUCAGGACAGCAGAUGCAUGUCAACAAGGCUCUGAAAGAGUGUUCUCUCCCACUUUACAUUGAGCUGUUGCACAGGCAGGUGUGCAACUGGAACUCAUCACUGGACGUCACAGAGGAGUCCAUAACCAAAGGGGUCCAUGAUAACAUCAAGAUGUUUCUGGUUCAGCUUGAGCAAAACCAUGGGAAAGAGCUGGUCUCCAAGGCAAUGUGUUACAUCACCAUAGCCAAAUCAGGCAUCACAGAGGCUGAGUUAACUGACAUUUUAUCCUGUGAAAAUGAUGUGCUUUCUCAGUUCUUCCCAGCAGGCAAAGCCCUGCCCUACAAGCUGCGGGUUCCAGAGGCUGAGGUGGAGAGUAUGCUACAAGACCUGAGGGGAUUCCUAAUGAAGAGGAACAUCUCAGGUUUCCAGGUUCUCUUUUGGCCCAGCAGACACUUCCCUCUAGUCAUACAUAAGCUCUACCUGUGUGCUGCUGAAACAGUGAGAGACACACACAGCACACUGGCUAACUAUUUCAGUGGUCAGUGGGCAUAUGGCAGGACCAAGCCGAUGGUUAUCAGCCAAGUUCAUGUCACAGAAACUGAACAUCUGAGUACACCACAAGUUAAAACUUACAUCGACAGGCAGAUUCCAGGGCAGCCCUGGGUCUUUGACUCCUCCUCUAAGCAGAUACAUGUUAAUGUAAGGAAGCUUCUGGAAUUGCCCUUCCAUUUGAAAAAGAGUGGCAGGUUAGAGGAACUAGUCAGGGAAGUGAUGAUGUCACCUGGGUUCCAUCAGAGUAUGCUAAGGGUGGGUCGCCUGGAAGGUUUGGUGAGUGACCUCAACGAGACCUCUAAGUUCAUGUCCAGCAGGGAGCUUGGGUUCCUUGCCAGAAUUGUAAAGGAUGCAGCCUGCUUGCUCCGUGACUCCCCCAGUGGACUAACAUCUGUGAUGCAGGCUAAGCUGUUCCCAUUCCUGAAUGUUUUACCAGAACUAGAGAGCUACGCAAAGCAGAUCUACCAGGAAGGAGUCAGAACCCAAGGUGUGAAUGUGUUGUGUUCCCCUGUUUUAGCAGUGUCCUCCACCUGCUGGACUCCACCAGAUGUGAAGGCAUCCCCCAUCAUGGAGGUGGUGGACACACAAUGUGACAUGGUGGUUAUAAUCCUUCAUGACAGUUCCAUCUGGGUAUGGAGUGAGAAUUUUGUAGGGGGUUAUAAACCCUUUAGUUUGUCUGAAUUCAUCAUUUCAAACAUCAAAAGUGAAGGCAAUUUUCUUCUGUUGUCUACACAAUGCAGUAGGAUCCUGUUGUACAAUCUGAAAGAACCCUUGUAUAUUUGUGAAUUAGACACUGAUAGAUCUGUCCCCAGCUCACCCAGAAACCCAGUCUUCACACCUGGGGGGUUUUUACUUUCUGAGAAUAGGAUCAUUUUGUGGUACAAAUGUAAAAACUACAUUCAAAUCUUUGAUAUUAACACUGGCACAAAACUAAUGGAGCUGCACUGCCACCACAAUGUGACAUGUGUGUCAUGCUCCUAUGAGGGACAGUUCAUUUUCUGUGGGCAGGACACAGGCAGAGUCUCCAUAUUUGACCUCCAAAAUAACUGCCACCUUACUACUUGCACCGGAUCCAUGGAAACAUCCAUUAUGGAUGUGCUUUGUUGUGAGGAAAAGCAUUUGAUGGUGUGUGUGGACAGAACCGGAAACGUGUUUGUCUGGAACAUUAACCCCAUAACAAAUCCCGAACUCAGAAAAGACUUCUCUAGCCCUAAUAACCAAGACGAGGUCUUAAACACUGAGCAUUCAGUGGAGAACAGCAUCUUCCUUGUCUGUAAGAGACACCAAAUUGUACUCUGGGAUACUCAUGAGUGGACAGUGGAUGACCAAUUCAAGGCACCUCAGGACAAAACAUUUAUCCAAGCUGUGCUGGCCAAAGAGGGCCUCCUUAUCAUUGCUUGCCUUGAGGACUGCCCAUUCUUGCUGGUGUGGAAGAGGACCACUGGUCAGUGUGUUUUGAGCCUGGAUAUCAAACACUCCAAAGCCCUCAAACUUCUGAAAAUGGGGUCAGACUUGUUAGCUGUGACUGUCAAUGGAAUUAUUACCACCUGGGACAUGGAUUUUAUUUGGUCUGCCUCUGUCACCUCAAAAACAGGAGUAAAGGUUAAAGAGUUGCUGGUAGAAUCUACAGGGGAGCAUUUCUACACAAUAGAUGGGACUGAGCUGGUGUGGAAGUGGGGGACACUUAGCAACAAGGCUGAGGGCCGCUACAUUCAUGAUGGUCCAGUGGACACCUUCACUCUCUCCAUGGACUGCCAGCAUCUGGUGUCUGCAUCCUCAGGGGACAUUUACAUCUGGCAGACUACCACAGGGGAAAACCUUCACCGUAUCCAUGGCAGUCAUGCAUCUUCCUUGCUAAUCACCCCCAAGGGCAACUUGGCUGUGUCCCUCUGUAAGCAUGAUCUUUCUUCUGUGUGGAACCUGAAGAGUGGGCGCGUGGUGUGCAAUGUUCACCUGCAUCUAAACCAUGCUGUCAUUUCCCCUGAAAGCACAUUCAUCCUUGGCCUACACAAUUUUGACCUCCUGGCAGUCAGUCUGUGGUCAGGGUAUGUCAGCAAGAGGUUUUCCUGUUCUGGACCAGCUAAAGUCAUUGCCUUCCAGCCUCUACUGGACUAUCCAGACUACGUUGUCUUGAUCACCAUAUCUGGGAAUCUGUAUACCUGGAAAGUUACAGAAGAAACUGUGUGUAAGCACGUUCAUUUACCUGGUGCUCCCCUGAUCAAGCCAGAGCUGUUCCAGAUCUCUUCCAAUGGAAGCUAUGCUAUUCUGUCCACAGCUGGAGCAAACAUCAACAUCUUAGACACUGUUAAUGGAAAAUUGUGCUCCCUGCAGGCGGAAGGUGACAUCCUGAUGGUUUGCUUGGACUUGACUGGAUGCUAUGUUGUCUUAAUUUUUGAUGCUGAAAACCCUGAUGACUGUAAUUGUGAUCUCCACUCCCAGCCGGUUCUGAGUGCUGUACGCAUUUCCAAUGGGAAGACUGUGGGCAGGUUUUACCUAUGUAAAGCUCCCUCUAUUCUAAGCCUCUCUGAAAAUCUCUGUGCAUAUGUAGGGUUCAUUGAUGGAUCAGUGGGGGUCUAUGCCAUUUCAGAUACAGCAGAGAGCAGCUUGAUGGUUGGAAAAUGCCUACGUUCGAUUGGACAACAGAAGCCCUGUCUUUAUGAGGAGCCCCAUUGCUGGUUGCCUCUGGAAAAGCCAAAUAUCACAUGGACUGAUCCUCAUAUUUAAAUGUUGUAGUGUUGAUGAGAAAUAAUGCCGCACAAAAAGGAAGAAUCCAUUAUUAUUAGGGUUACAGUAAGAACCGAGGCCAAUGGUUAUUUCAUAAUGCAAGCCAUAUUUACAUCAAUGGCUUUCAAAUUUUUAUCAAACUCCAACAUGUGCAAAGACAUAAGACAGCAGGGAGCCACUCGAAGCUGCAAUUGCUGUAAUGUAUUGACAAAAUGUUCUGUGGUUUUUCUUUUGUGUAAGUCACAGUGUCUGUUCUAAUGUAUUUUGUAACUACAGUGGGGGGACUCAUGGUUUCAGUAUUACUUGUGGGUCAUGUUUGUUAGAAUCUUAGAAUUGAUAGGUUGGUGUAAAUGCACAAUGAUGAUAUAAACACGUAAUUUGUAUCUCUGUUUUAGCUUCUACGCAAACAAAUGCUAAUCAAGUGCAUUUGAUCUCUGUGCUCUGGUUGUGCUACGAUGAGCCGGCCCUACACACAUCCAUGCACACACUGAUGCCUGAAUUGUUCUGGUAAUCAUUAUUGUGAUAUGUAUUGAAAACUGUAAGAAAAAUCUACUUCGCUUUUUGCCUUAUCUCUGUGUAGUGGUAACCUCCAGCUGACAAUCCGAAGUGUGGCAUUGUGGGUUUGGGACUACGGGUUUCUUUCUUUCUUUAUUUCUUUCUUUGCAAUAAAGCCUCCCAGAUGUGC
Messenger RNA from Anguilla rostrata (American eel), 5857 nucleotides. RefSeq names its product NACHT and WD repeat domain-containing protein 2. Lineage: Eukaryota; Metazoa; Chordata; Actinopteri; Anguilliformes; Anguillidae. The coding region runs from base 301 to 5172 and encodes 1623 amino acids. The record is from RefSeq and is a predicted model, not a curated record. Gene Ontology annotation, molecular function: protein binding. The transcript has 7 exons.